AUGGAGGAAAUUCUCUCUGAACCUGUCGAAUCUGCUUUUCUAAAAGAAGAUGGUCGCGAACCUUUGGAGGAGGAUCGAUCGACGAAGAAGGCGAAAUUUAGAGAAGAUUGUGGAGUAGAAUAUGCCCCUGCCUGUGGUAUGUCUUUUAAGGACAAAGUUAUGCAAUCGGAAAAAGAAAGAGUGGAGUCGAUUUCUGGUAGUAUGGAGGAGUUGGUUAUUCUUGAUGAGGAUGUGUCUACUACCGUAGAAGAGGGCUUGAAAGGGAUUAAUUUCUCUAAUAGAGUGAAAGAGGAGUUGUCGAAACCAUGGCGCAAAACUGUGGUGGUUAAACUUCUAGGAAGACCUAUUAGUUUCAGGAAUUUCUGUAAUCGUUUGGAAUCUAUGUGGAAUUUUACACAGGGUUUCGAUGUUAUUGAUUUAGAGAAUGAUUUCUUCUUGGUGAAAUUGAGGAGUGGAUGCGAUGUUGUGGCUGUUUUGACUGGAGGACCUUGGGUGAUGUUAGGGCAUUACCUUUCGGUUCAGAUGUGGAAUGAAGAAUUCAACUGUUCGAUGGGUUGUGUUCAUUCGAUUCAGGCAUGGAUCAGAUUACCAGGGAUGCCUAUUCAUUACUAUAACAAGAAAGUUCUCAGAUUUAUCGGACAAAUGGUGGGCAAAGUAGUUAAAAUUGACUAUUGCACAGAGCUAGCGGAGAGGGGAAAAUUUGCCAGAAUUGCUGUCGAGAUUGAUCUAACUAAGCCUCUAGUUGCUCAAUUCAGGAUUGAUGGGAGGUUGCAGAAAGUUGAAUAUGAGUGUUUGCCAAGAAUUUGCUUCAACUGUGGCAAAUUUGGCCAUGUUAAAGAUAGUUGCCCGGAAAUUAUUAAACUAGAUCCACAUAAGGUUGCUGAUUAUGCCCGAGCUAGAGAUGAAGCAGCCGGCAUUGUAGUAACCGGAGACCAGGCAGAAGUUCAGGUCCAAGCUAGAAAGGAAAACAAUUCGAGCUAUGGUCCCUGGAUGAUGGUUGGAAGGAAGGGCAGGAAUAUUCCUCAUCGAAAUAGGGCUAGCCAUGGGAAUAAUUUGAAAACAGGUACAGAUAUGGCAGGAUCUAGAUUCCAAAUUUUGGAAGGAGAAGAUAAGGAAGAAAUCACAGAAUCUGCUAAGAAUCCCGUGAUAGGGGAUGUUGCCGUUGAAUCAGUUAAGAGUUUUGUGACUAGGAAGACUAUGAAAGGAAAGGGUCAAGAAAAUUCCAACCCUAAUAUUUUAAAGGAGGCAUCUGUUAAUCAUGCAGUAAUAGACAAUCAUACCCCCAGUAAUACGAAAGCCCAUGUAACCCAUGUCACGCAAAAAGAAAGGCCCAAGAACAUUUCUAACCCAGAAUCUCACCGGUUUAUCGUGACUCAAGCUGCAACUUCCCUGAACCCAGAAAAUCAUUCGAUGUCUCUAUCUCCUACAAACCUUCAAGCAUAG
Mercurialis annua (annual mercury) is the source of this 1443-nucleotide messenger RNA. RefSeq lists its product as uncharacterized. Gene Ontology annotation, molecular function: zinc ion binding; nucleic acid binding. The coding region runs from base 1 to 1443 and encodes 480 amino acids. The transcript has a single exon. Lineage: Eukaryota; Viridiplantae; Streptophyta; Magnoliopsida; Malpighiales; Euphorbiaceae. The record is from RefSeq and is a predicted model, not a curated record.